CGCCAGCAUGCGCUCAGUCCGAGAUACAACAGAUCCUGGGAAUAAAAAUGCCGGGCAUUGUGCUGGUAGUGAGGGCAGUAGCAGCACGCUGCGACGUACCGUCUGCCACCCACAAUCGAAAUGUCCGGAUUGGAGAAAGAACCGAACGCAAGCAGGCCGCGAGCGCGUAACGGAUAACUCGCCGGCUAGGUGUGGUAACAUUGUUCUGAUUGAGAACACCAACCGAGCAUUGCCACGGGCGCCAAACGUGUCGAUGCUUCUCAGCUUCUCCUACAAUGCACACGCGAUGCAACGCGCAGCAGGAAGGCGUCCUAUCCGAUUCGACCGACACACCACACAUGGUCUCGAACCACAGAAUAUUGAUACGUUCUGGUAUGAUACUCAUCGACCAUGUGCGCAAAAGCUACCGGCAAGCGGCUAGUGGCAUGCCUCCGUUGCGUAUUGGAUGGCGCAUAAGGAUAUGCCGGUGGCUCUUU
Messenger RNA from Exserohilum turcica Et28A, 476 nucleotides. RefSeq lists its product as uncharacterized. NCBI's taxonomy places the organism in Eukaryota, Fungi, Ascomycota, Dothideomycetes, Pleosporales, Pleosporaceae. Bases 8 to 421 code for a protein of 137 amino acids. The record is from RefSeq and is a predicted model, not a curated record. The transcript has a single exon.